Limulus polyphemus (Atlantic horseshoe crab) is the source of this 5455-nucleotide messenger RNA. RefSeq names its product low-density lipoprotein receptor-related protein 6-like (gene arr). The record is from RefSeq and is a predicted model, not a curated record. Lineage: Eukaryota; Metazoa; Arthropoda; Merostomata; Xiphosura; Limulidae. The transcript is spliced from 17 exons. Gene Ontology annotation, molecular function: protein binding. The coding region runs from base 161 to 4864 and encodes 1567 amino acids.
UGUGUGAAAGUAGUCCCUGUAACAGAAUGGGAUGGCGGUAUUGAUAUGGUAUGUUCGCGUUUGUGGUCGUUUUAAGUGAAUUAUCCAUUAACUUUUGGGAAUGCUAAAUUUGUUUUAAAAAAUGGAAUAGAUAGGAUUUUUAAGUCCUAGAAUCUCUAGGAUGGGCUGGAUGUGGCUUUUGGUCUUCAUCUCCUGUUUUUAUCUCACAAGAGCAUCUCCACUUCUGCUCUUUGCAAAUCGCCAAGAUAUAAGACUUAUUGAUAUUCAUGGCUCAGGAAGAAAUGAAUCAAAAAUAUUUAGCAGUGGUGUUGAAGAUGCUACAGCAUUGGACUUCUAUAUUGCAGGAAAUAAGAUAUUUUGGACAGAUAUUGGUCUUGAGAUGAUCAAAGGAAUGCAUAUCAAUGAUUCUAAGUCACUGAAGAAAAUUAUUACUACGGGUUUAAUAUCUCCUGAUGGCUUGGCUUGUGAUUGGUUGGGAAAAAAAUUAUACUGGACAGAUUCUGAAAGUAAUAGAAUUGAAGUCAGUAAUCUUGAUGGCAGUUUCAGAAAAGUACUAUUUUGGGAUAAUCUUGACCAGCCUCGAGCUAUUUCUUUGGUACCAAUGGAUGGGUUAAUGUUUUGGACUGAUUGGGGAGAGACUCCAAAAAUUGAACGAGCAGGCAUGCACGGUGAACAGUCAACGAGAAAAGUCAUAGUAACCAAGGAUAUAUUUUGGCCCAAUGGAUUAACAGUUGAUUAUGAAACAAAGAGGAUAUACUGGGCUGAUGGAAAAUUAAAAUUCAUAUCAAGUAUGGAUUUUAAUGGUGAACAUCGUCAGAUGGUGGUUCAUGGAGAAGUGCUUUCUCAUCCAUUUGCUCUCACCCUCUUUAGAGAUAAAUUAUAUUGGACAGACUGGCAAACAAAAUCCAUUCAUUCGUGUAGUAAAACAAGUUGCUCAAGCGUUGAAACAGUGGUCAGUAAACUCAAAUCACCUAUGGACAUCCAUGUUUAUGUAGAAGAAAGACAACGUUAUGUUGAAACUAGGUGUGAUACAGACAAUGGAGGUUGCUCUCAUCUGUGUCUAAUGUCACCAGUUCAUCCAUUUUAUGCCUGUGCUUGCCCAACUGGAAUUAGGCUACUGGAGGAUAACAAAACAUGUGCCUAUGGAGUUCAAGAACAACUACUGUUAGCAAGACGGACUGAUCUGCGAAGGAUUUCGCUAGACACACCAGAUUAUACAGAUGUUGUGUUGCAGCUGAAAGACAUUAAACACUCUAUAGCUAUUGAUUAUGAUCCAAUUGAGGAAUACGUGUAUUGGACAGAUGAUGAAACCAGGACAAUCAAAAGAGCAUUUUUAAAUGGCACAGGUCAAGAGAAUUUGAUUGACACUGAAAUUCAGCAUCCAGAUGGUAUAGCUGUUGACUGGAUAGCAAAAAACAUCUAUUGGACAGACACCGGAACAGAUCGUAUUGAGGUAGCACGCUUCAAUGGAUCAUCAAGAAAAGUUUUAAUCAGUGAAAACUUGGAUGAACCCAGGGCUAUAGUGGUUGAUCCUCCUGGAGGAUAUAUGUACUGGACAGAUUGGGGUAAUAAAUCAAAGAUUGAAAGAGCAGCUCUUGAUGGAACAUUAAGAGAAAUUCUAAUCAGCACAGGUCUUUUUUGGCCAAAUGGACUAGCUAUUGAUUAUGAAGAGAGAAAACUCUAUUGGGGUGAUGCAAGAACAGACAAAAUUGAAGUAUCAAACUUAGAUGGGACAGAUCGCCGAGAACUAGUGUCAGAUCAGCUGCCACAUAUUUUUGGAUUUACUCUAUUGGGAACCAAUGCAUGUGCUAUCAAUAUGGGUAAUUGUAGUCACUUGUGCUUGAACCGACCAGGAAAAAGCUAUGUUUGUGCCUGUCCAAUGGGCUGGGAAUUAAAAACUGACAAUAAAACGUGUAAAGUUCCCGAAGCAUUCCUCUUAUACUCCAGUCAAGUUGGUAUUCGACGCAUAUCAUUAGACACCUAUAAUGUGGAAAUUGUCCCUGUGUCGAGUGCUGAAGAAAUAUAUGCUCUUGAUUCUGAUAUUGGAGAAAACCGUCUUUAUUGGACUGAUACGAAGCAUAAGAGGAUUAGUCGUGCCUUCAUAAAUGGUACCAAUGUAGAGUACAUUGUCACUACUGGAUUAGAAGUUCCAGAUGGUAUAGCAGUUGACUGGGUGGCCCAUAAUCUCUACUGGACUGAUAUGGGCUACGAUCGUAUAGAGGUUUCUCGACUUGAUGGAACAUCACGAAAAGUUCUGAUCUGGAAAGACCUUGAUAAUCCACAUUCAAUUGCAUUACAUCCUGGAAAAGGCCGAAUGUAUUGGAGUGUUUGGGGUAAAGAUCCAAAAAUUGAACUAGCUGCAAUGGAUGGAAGUAAAAGAAAGAUGCUUAUUGGGAAAGUAGGACGUGCCAAAGGAUUAACAGUCGAUUAUCAAAAGGAGAAGCUCUACUGGGUUGAUAUUGACAAAUAUGUUAUUGAGUAUUCUGACUUGGAGGGAAAUGAACGAAAGCAGUUUGAAGUAUCUGGUUCACCAUUUUUACUUACUCAGUAUGGAAACUACAUAUACUGGAAUGAUAACAACAAGAAAACUAUACAGAGAGUUUCUAAAAGUGAUGGUGGAAAUCAUUCACUUGUACAUAGUUCAAUGGAUGAUAUAUACAGUAUGCUUGCAUUCCAUGCCUCAAGACAUUCUGGUUGGAACCCAUGUUCUGGUAAUGGAGGAUGUUCACAUCUCUGUCUGGCACUUUCUCGUUCGAACAAAACAUGUGCCUGUCCCACACACUUUUUGUUAGAUAAUGAAAGUGGAAAGUGCAAUGCUCCUAGAAAAUUUUUGCUGUAUAGUCAGAAGUCUUACAUCAGUCGAAUAGUUAUAGAUAGUGAAGAAUCUCCAGAUACCAUCCUUACAAUUAAUGAUCAGAGGAAUAUAAAGGCUGUAAGUUAUGAUCCUGUUGAAGAGUUUGUAUAUUGGAUCGAUGGCCGAUCACAGACUGUCAAACGUGGAUUUGAAAAUGGAACUAUGAUUUCAACUAUAGUAGCAUACUCGAAGAAUUCCCUUUGUCCAGAUGAUAUAGUUAUUGAUCCGUACUCCCGAUUACUGUACUUGAGUUGCACUGAGAAAAAUAUGAGUAGUAUCAACGUAACACGUUUAGAUGGUACACCAGUUGGAGUCUUGAUUACAGGAGAAAACCAGAAACCUCGUGCUUUAGCCCUUCAUUUUACUAGAGGCCUAUUAUAUUGGAUAAACAUUGUGAGUUCGCCUCGAAUUGAGAGAGCCAAGAUGGAUGGGCUCGAAUCCGUUACGGUCAUCAAGGAGGGAUUACAAAAUCCUGAGGCCAUAGCUGUUGAUAGUGAUAAAGACAUAUUGUUCUGGUCUGAUUAUGGUACAAAUAGAAUAGAAUCAUCUGAUAUUGAUGGUGGUCAUAGAAAAACUCUACGGCAUGAUAACAAGAUGAAGCCAUUAUCACUUGCUGUUUACAAAGAAUUCCUGUACUGGAUUGACAGUAAACAUGGAACUCUUCAACGAUUCAACAAGUUAACAGGUGAAGACUUUAAACAAGUGUUGGCUCGGAAAAACCAUUUGACAGAUUUAAUAUCAGUAUUUCCUUAUAAACACUUUGAGAAGCGUUCAUGUAUUAAUGGUAAUGGAGGAUGUACUCAUCUGUGUUUAUUCGGAAAUAAUGGAGAAAAACGUUGUGCUUGUCCCAAAGAUCUUAUUCUUGCCAAGGAUGGCAAAUCUUGUAUCAACCCUCCUUGUCCUUCAAAUAAAUUUUCUUGCUCUAAUGGAAAGAAUUGUAUUCCCAUAGAGUGGCGGUGUGAUGGAUCUUCAGAGUGUGACGAUGGAUCAGAUGAAAGUAAUUGUCCAGAGUGUAAUGCACAUCAGUUUACCUGUAAGGAUGGACACUGCAUUACAUGGGACCAUGUAUGCGAUGGUAUUCCACAGUGUUCAAAUGGAAUUGACGAGAAGUGUUGCAAAGAUAGCUUUUUAUGCCAUGAAAGUGUAUCAGGAGUGUAUAACUGUAUUCAGAGUUUUCACUUGUGUGAUGGUGUACCUGAUUGUCCAGAUGGUUCAGAUGAAGAAGAGAGUCAAUGCAAGAACAGUCAUCAUCCUCAAGUUCAAGUAGAUUAUUACUUGAUGGAGAUGAACAAAACAAAUUAUACAAUUGGCAUUGUUAUUGCCGUUGUAGUAGUUUUACUUAUUGGUGUUCUUGCUUACAUUUGUAAAAAGAAAACGCAAGGUUUUGAUGAAAGUGAGGAAGGAGUAGAUGUAGCAGUAACUUACAAAGUUCUGAACCAGCAACAAACAUCUCUGUUAAAUAGAAAAAAUCUUCCUACAGGAGUUAUUGUCCCAGCUCAAGGAAACUCAACAUGUCCAGGACGAAGCGUUUGUCGGUCGGAGCUAGAUAGCACUAAUAGCCCCUUGUAUGAUCGAAACCAUGUCACGGGAGCCUCGUCGAGUAGUUCAAGCACAACUCCGUAUCCUCAAGAAACUCGAAAUCCCCCACCAAGUCCGGUCACCAUUCAUUCUCAGUGUACAUAUGACUGUUGUUGUUCAUCCAGUGUUUCAUUAUCUCGCAAGUCCCAUCCUUACUAUCAUGAAAGAAGUUGUUUUUCUCCGUCUACAUCUUUCAUCACUGAUGCGUGUGGUAAUGAGAGUGAACCUUACCCUUACAGGCAGAGACAUUACAAUUCAAGAGUUGAGUUGUCUUAUGACUCUGACACUUGUCAUCUACCAAAGACGAAAAACCAUUACAUAAUGACAUACAGUUCUGACAGCUGUCCACCUCCCACUCCUCCAACAGAACGAAGCUAUUGUAGUUUCUACAUCCCACCACCACCCUCACCAGUGCCAGAGUCAGACUGCUAGAAUGAGGACAUUUGCAGUUAUGGGUUUUGCUUUUCCAGAAAAAUAUUUAAAUUUUGAUGAGGAAUGUAACUAUAUAUAUAGUUAGAUUAUUUAGUUUUUCAGUCAUGCUUCAUGUAUGAAAAAGUUGAUUUCUGAGAAUGAAAUCAGAUAUUUAAUUUUUAUCUUUGUCAAUUUCAUGCAGAAUACUUAUAAUAAUUUGAAAUUUAAUAUUAUGAACAGUUGUAAUUCGUGAUGUUUUUAAAUAUUUUUUUACUGAAGUUUAAAGAUGACCAUAAUGUUAUUUUUUCUAAUUAGUAAGCAAAAAAAUCUGAAGCAUUAGGAUGGCACUACUGUUACUUUUUAAAUUGGUAUACAAAAAAUAUAAAGAUGACAACCAUUAUUUUUUAAUUUGUACACAAAAAUCUGGAGUGUAGAGAUGACACUACUUUAAUUUUUAUGAAAUUCAACUAGUUACAUACGUAUUGUGACACUGCCCGAAUAUUUUAAAUAUUUCUGCCAAAACCAAAAUUCCAACAAGUUCACAAGUUUUUAUAUGCUACAUGUUUUUAUAUUAACAGUUUUGUUAAUGGUUUUUACCAUAAUUUUUGUAAU